Molecule: messenger RNA, 3174 nt
Organism: Carassius carassius (crucian carp)
Lineage: Eukaryota; Metazoa; Chordata; Actinopteri; Cypriniformes; Cyprinidae
Gene: arid3c
Product: AT rich interactive domain 3C (BRIGHT-like)
Exons: 9
Coding region: 417-2189 (590 amino acids)
Biological process (GO): regulation of transcription by RNA polymerase II
Cellular component (GO): nucleus
Molecular function (GO): DNA binding
Source: RefSeq, a predicted model, not a curated record
UGUAGAAUGUGGUAAGCGUUCGAUGAGUUUCAAAUGAAGUUUGAAUUGCUGUGUUUGAAGAGAAGCGCGCGCAGGAAGCUGAUCUUAUUCGCUGCUCAGCUGAAUUUCUGUUGGCUUAGUGCAGACCCUGCCCUGAUUGCCUUAUAUCCACGUCUAUUGACGUGUAGAGAGCAGAUGGAGGCAGGACUGAUCUGAUCUUUAGUCUUCAGAGGUCAUUCUCGCUACAGUUACAGCCACUUGUUGCCAAAUCGCUCAAAGAGCGCGAGCGCGUCGCGAAACCGUUUCCAUAAAGAGCUAUUUCUUUGCUUUCGCGACACACAUCUAGAUGUUGAGACGGAAAUACAAGCACUUCUUCUGACUUUGUUUGGGGAAAAAGGUCACUGUUGAGCAAAUUCGUCGCAUUUGACGGGAGAAGCAUGGUUGACAACACAAGCAUAGCAACUAAAUCUGCACUGCAAGCCGCUUUCUCGUCGGCGAGCUCUCUUCCUCUGCUGGUGUGCUCCUCCGGGGCUCACAGUCACUCGAGCGGCGGCAGCGGGAUGAAGCUGGAGGCGGUCAUGGAGAACCUGCAGCGGCAGCAGGCGGCUCGACUCGCCCUGGAGGAGAAACUCCGCCAAGCCGACAAGGAGAAAGAAAUCAGAUCAAUGGUGGAGUCGCAGAUUCACCAGCAAGCUAUCGCUUUCCGCCACUAUCAAGCAGCGGUGAGGGGAGCGUUCGCUGCGGGAGCCCCGAACUCGAGCUCCGGCCAGACACACGAGCUCACAGCCGACUCCGACAUCGAUGAUGAUGAGGAGGACGACCCAGACCUGGACCGCGGCAUGGAUGAUGAAGACCGCGACUUGGAGGAAGAUGACAGUAUGAAUGAGGCUGGAGGGGAUGAAGACAUGGAAGGACCCCUCGCUCAUUACCCACCACACCAUGCUGUUUAUCCCGGUGACGGGCAGUCUCCAAAAAGUACCCCGAUACUUCUGUCCAGAGUCCAGCCAACCUAUUCAGCUCCCAGACAGACUGAAUCACCGAGUGGUUUGGCACCGCAAGCACAAUCACAGCACCACGAAUGGACUUAUGAGGAGCAGUUCAAACAGUCAGGCCAAGGCAGCGAGCCAGGGAGGAAGCUGAAAGAUUCGAGUGCUGCUUUCGGUGGCGGUGGCUCUUCGUCUCUGAUUCAGGAGCUGUACGAACUGGACGAUGAUGAGAAAAGGAAGGAGUUUCUUGAUGAUCUCUUCAGUUUCAUGCAAAAAAGAGGGACUCCAGUGAAUCGGAUUCCUAUCAUGGCCAAGCAGGUGUUGGAUCUCUACACUCUCUACAAGCUUGUCACUGAAAAAGGCGGCUUAGUGGAAGUCAUCAAUAAGAAAAUAUGGCGCGAGAUUACCAAAGGCCUGAACCUCCCUACCUCCAUCACCAGUGCGGCGUUCACCCUCCGAACACAGUAUAUGAAGUACCUCUAUCCAUAUGAAUGUGAAAAGCGUGGACUGAGCUCUCCCGUGGAGCUUCAGGCAGCUAUCGACAGCAACCGUCGGGAAGGGCGGAGACAGAGUUAUGGGUCCACCCUCUUCAGCUACUCCCCUGUGGGAACCCCCACACUGCUGGCUUCCCCAAAACUCCAGAUGCCCCACAUCAGCAUGUCCACUCCUAAUGGUGGGCACAUGACUCAGACCUCUGUUAUCAAGAAAGAGGACUCCAUGCUGUCCAGCUGCCUGACUAACAGGGUGGGCAUCCCUGUGUCUUUGGCCAGCCACCACAGUGCAGCUCAGGCGGCUGCGGCUCAGGCUGUGCAGGCGGCCACAUUGGAGCAGCUCCGGGAGAAGCUGGAGUCUGGAGAGCCACCGGAGAAGAAAGUGAUACUGAUGGCAGAGGAGCAGCAGAGAAUAAUGCAACGUGCAUUACAGCAGAAUCUCUUCGCCAUGGCAACCCAGCUACCCGUGAACAUCAAACUGAACAACAGAGAUGAUAGACAAGAGACUGCAUUGAACCUGUCUACCAAUGGCAUUAGCAGCAUCAACAUGUCAAUAGAAAUAAAUGGGGUUGUCUACACAGGGGUCCUGUUUGCCCGUAAGCCAACCAUAGGUUUCAUGCCAGGCAGCCAUCACCAACACAGCUCCCAGAGAAAGAGCAGCAGCCCAGGCCUCAGCACCCAGACACAGCGGUCCUUCUCUUCCUCCUCACACGGUCCAGCCAGCUCCCCUUGAGCCUCUCCCUGACCCACCUCACUUCACUCAGCUCCCCCUGACAGGGUCAAUCUAGGACACUCUGUUGGACCGGUGUUUUCUGUCUCCUUCAAUGUACACUGUACACUCUUUACAGUUUUUCUAACCCUCCCCCUGCAAUCAGGACAGGAGCAUCCGUCAUCAAAAAAACUUCCAUAAAAAAAAGGCUGAGCACCAACAGCUGAUAGCCGCACAUUUGAAGUGUGGUACAUUUACAUAUGCAGCAAGUUGCAGUUUGUAAUUUUGUUCUUAUGAGGAUUAAUUAUUCAAUGUGGAGCGACUAAACCAAACUGCGUGACAAUGAACGAUGACCAUGAACACAAGGAGCGGUGUGACGCUCGAGAGGACGGGAUAUUCCUCAGACAGAGUGAAUGUUGCAUCAAAGCAAGAUUCUUCACUUUCCUACACAGAUCCUGACGUUGUGGCAUCUUUAUCUUUACUUGUUGCGUUCUUGAAUCAAACCGCAAGCUAUUAUCAGCUAUUACCAAAGAGAACAAGAGCGAACAUUUUAGUGGUUUAUUUGAUAAUGUUACAAUAAUUCAUGCAGAGUUUUCUCACCACCAUCACACAUCUGAUUCCACUGCAAAUUUUCAGAAAGUUGAAAUUAAUAUCUUGAUUUUAAGCAAAGCACGUCCCAUUUAACUUGGGCAUCAAAUAGUCAGGGAGAAAAAGUUCUUUACUGAAUUACUGCUUAAAUAUAUGUUUGUAAAGAAAAGCUAUCAUUAUAUCCAUCGAAGCAGUCAUCUACACAAUCUUUAAAGGACUGGGAGAAUCAUAAUUCUUGACAUAUGUGCAAGAUUGGUCAUGUAUAGCUUGAUAUUGAGGAAAGCUGACAGGAUUAUGUCUGCUAUAUUCUCUUCUCGUGGCUGGUUUUGGCCUGCAGCCGUGGCGAAAUUUAUUCCAUUGAUUAGGGAGUUAUUUGGGGAACACUUGUCGACAAUGUUUAAUGAUUUUCCACCAUCUCAGC